CUGAUUCAGCCAAUUCGGGAGGGUAUUUGUAUGGCGUGCCCUGCUCGCGCGUGAUUCAAUUCAAAACCGAGAAGAGUUUUUAUCCGUGGGUGUCAGAGCGACGGUUGUCGGUGCGAUCCGGAGGACGAAGUCCCUGCCUGGCUGGUUCUUGUGUAGCUCAGGGAAGAAAGUUUGCCGAAUCUUGGAUGUGCGCUGCCUGACCGCAAGAAUGUCAGCUGAAGUGAAUCUGCCAGAAAAAACAUCACUGACAAACCCCGACAUGGAAAACAAGGAAAAUGCAGAUGGUUCUGCAUGGAACCAAGUGGGUUGUUCUCUGGAAAAAAGUUCAAUGUCUCCAUCAUCCAUGAAUUCAUCUGCUAUCCUGAAGGAAACUUCUAGAGGUGUAAACUGUGGCCCGGAUGCUAUUACAACCACUACCAUUUCCAAAGAUGAGCCUGCUGAAAUGAAGAACCUGCGCAUGUCGUUCAGCCACACAUUCAUACUGAAGAAAAAUGCAAAAGAAAAGCAGUUGAAAACAGCCACACAGAAUUCUAUUGCGUGCCUUCCCAGAAAGUCUGUUCUUGGCUCCUAUCGUGGCAAGAUAGUUUCAUCUAAGAUUAACUCCUUCAGAAAACCACCAGAGGAUGAGGAAAGAAAGUAUUCUUUGACUGCCUCUUCUAAGCCAGUGGCAAAGACUGAAUCCACAAAGGACCAAGUCCCUAACACAGCGAAUGCUUCAAAAUCCGUACAUAUUGUAUCACGUCAAACGAAGCCUCCUGUUAAGGUAUCGGUUUGCCAGCCCAAACCCAUAGUGAACCAUGACAAACCCUCCGUCAAGACGUCAUCAGUUAAUAAAAUGACUGUCCAAAAGCAGCCCAAUAAGAAUUGGAAGCCAGAGUUGAAAACAGUGCCGUGUCAUGCUGCUAAGUCUGAACCAAGACCAAAGAAGUCAGUUCCCCCAACAGGAGCUUUGGCAGGCUCAGUUCCUGGAAGUAAUAAUAUUAUGCGUGCCUCAGUUGGGAACAGGAAAAGUGCUCUGCUCCAAUCUGCAGAAGCAAGAAGGUGUCAACUGGCUGAAUGGCAAACAUCUAAAAGGAAAGCAUUGAAGAAGCCUCCUACUCCCUUAUCAACAGAUGCUCGGCCUGCAACAGAGGUACAGCAAACAGUGAAAGAAACGGUUGAAUCCUUCUGGGCUGCCAUAGCGGAGGAAGAUGAACAACAAUUAUUCAGCGAUACAGUCAAUAAAACCCUCACAGAAUGUCUGUUCUUCAUUGAGAAGGGUUAUUCAUCUGAUAAAAUACAUUCAACUUUGGAAGAGCUAAUACAGAGCAUUCCAGAUGCAAAAAGACUUGCCAAGUACUGGGUAUGCCGGAUGCGCCUUGAACAGUUGGGCACCCUUGAAAAAGUCAUGACUGUAUACGAAGAAGCAAUUCUGGCAGGAGCACAGCCUAGGGAUGAGCUACGUAAUGCUUUAACAGAUGUCAUCAGGGAUAUAAAAAGUCUAUCCAGAUCCAGUGGGGAAUGCUGCAAGGAAGACAUUUGCACCGAAGAAGCAAAUUUGGAUGAGAAAGUGGAAGCCCAGCAAAAUAGUGAGGUGAAACCUAACAACGAAGAGACUUCUCCGAAAGCGGAAGCAUGUCUGAAGCCCAAAGAAGAGAGUUUUCUGGGUGAUGAGGAGCUCAAAAUUAUAAAGUCAAGCCAGAUGCCUAAAGAGUAUAAAAAAGAACAGAAUGUCAGUGAAACACCGAAAAACAUCAUAUUCAAAACCCCAGAAAAUGACAAGGGAUCAUACUCAAUCAAAUAUAAUGUAUCAACUACUCCCUCCUUGAACAGUGUGACAGAAAAACUGCGGAGUGAAAAUAGCAAGACUGCUGUUAAAGAUCUGAAGGUUCUAACCCCAGUGAGACGUUCUCGGCGCCUACACGAGAAGGUGUACAAGUUACCAGAUAUGUUGAAAGAUCACAAUCCCUGCAUUUCUUCACUGGAGCAGCUCGGAGAACUGGGAGGGGAAGCCACUGCCUUCGUCUACAGGCCAAACAGUGCACUACACAAAGUCUUGGAAGGGGAAGAAAACUUGACCUUACAGAAUUAAAAACAAUGUCUUUGGUGCAAGCGUGACUCUCCAAAUCUCUUGGUUAAGAAGAUGUUUAGCACCCUAAAAUAAUAAAAUAUAGAUGUUUUAUGUUACCUAUAUAUGUGUUUGAAAAAAAACAACUAAGUGUGCAAUCCUGAAAACAUUUCUCUGCAAGUCCUUCUCAUAGUUAAGAUUUUAGCCCUCGAAAAUAAUAAAAUAUAGAUGUUUUGUGUUA
This is a messenger RNA of Sphaerodactylus townsendi, 2288 nucleotides long. RefSeq names its product cytoskeleton associated protein 2 (gene CKAP2). Gene Ontology annotation, biological process: negative regulation of microtubule depolymerization. The transcript is spliced from 8 exons. The record is from RefSeq and is a predicted model, not a curated record. Gene Ontology annotation, cellular component: microtubule cytoskeleton. Lineage: Eukaryota; Metazoa; Chordata; Lepidosauria; Squamata; Sphaerodactylidae. The coding region runs from base 209 to 2071 and encodes 620 amino acids.